AUGGACCAACCUGGGGAGGAGUUCUUCUACCCGAUGUAUGAUACCUGCGACGGGGUUUCCGCGCGCUGUCCGAUCGAGGCGACCACGUACGGGGACUACUUCACCCUGGGGGCUUGCGCAUUCUUCGUCGGCAUCUAUGGGGCACUCCUCAUCGCGCAGGCGUAUCUCGGAUGGCGUUCCAGAGCCUGGGCCUUCGUCGCGUGGCUAGCGGCCGGGACCGCGUUCGAACUGAUGGGUUACGCGGCGCGCAUCUACAUGUCCUUUAACCCUUGGUCCUUCGAAGGGCUCGUCAUUAACAGCAUGAUGCUCGUGCUCGGCCCGACGCUGACGGCGGCGGCCAUCUCCGUCACGUUCAAGCACCUGGUCCUGUGGUACGGGCCGGAAUGGUCGCUGAUCAAACCCGGGCUUUACCCCUGGGUCUUCGUGGGAACCGACUUCAUAUCCAUCGUGAUCCAGGGCGCGGGAGGCGGAAUCUCGGCCAUCGCGAACGGUAUGGAAGAUGGCCGGAGCUUGUACGACGCGGGCUCGGCCAUGCUGGUGGCAGGGGUGUCCUUCCAGGUGGCCAAUAUGGUGUUAUGCGGCGCGCUCAUGCUGGUUUACGUCUGGCGACGCAAGAGGGCAAUGAAGCAGAAAACCAAUGCCGGAGGGCACGGCGGUAGCUCAAAGAAGUGGAGUCUGUUGGCGGUGCUACGCGGGCACGAGACGGCGAAUAGGGCAGAGCAUAUGGCCAAAGUCUUCAUCGCGGGGCUCACAACUGCCUACGUUGCCAUCAUUAUCCGCUGCAUUUAUCGAAUCCCCGAGAUGUCCAUGGGCUGGGCGAACGAGCUGAUGCAGAACGAGACGCUAUUUCUCAUCCUGGACGGCGCCAUGAUACUUCUCGCCGCUAUGCUUUUGACCGUGGUCCAUCCGGCGCUUCUCUUCCCGUUCAUGGGAAAGGUGGGCGAGGAGAAGGAGCAGAUCAUGGCAGAAAGAGCAGAACAACGGGAGAUGCGCGAGGUUCUCUGA
This is a messenger RNA of Sodiomyces alkalinus F11, 1005 nucleotides long. RefSeq lists its product as hypothetical. Gene Ontology annotation, cellular component: fungal-type vacuole; plasma membrane. The record is from RefSeq and is a predicted model, not a curated record. The transcript is spliced from 2 exons. Bases 1 to 1005 code for a protein of 334 amino acids. NCBI's taxonomy places the organism in Eukaryota, Fungi, Ascomycota, Sordariomycetes, Glomerellales, Plectosphaerellaceae.